CUGAAAAAUCCUAAAAAGCCUGAAAAUCCUAAAAAGACUGAAAAAGCUGAAAAUCUUGAAAAUCUCAAAAAUCAAGCCUGGAAAUCCCAAAGAUCCUGAAAAUCCCAGAAAUCCUGAAAAGCCUGCAAAUCCCAGAAAUCCAGCCUGAAAAGCCUGAAAAUCUUAAAAAGCCUGAAAUGCCUGAAAACCAAGCCUGGAAAUCCUAAAAAUCCUGAAAAUUCUGAAAAUCCUGAAAAUCCUGAAAAUCCAAAUAUUCCUAAAAAGCCUGGAAAGCCUGGAAAGCCUGAAAAUACAAAAAAAAAAAAAAAAGGACUGAAAAUCUCAUAAAAGCCUGAAAAGUCUGAAAACCAAGCCUGGAAAUCUUAAAAAGACUCAAAAUCCAAAUAUUCCUAAAAAGCCUGAAAAUCCUGAAAAACCUCAAAAGCCCAAAAAUCCUCAAAAAUCUCAAAAAUCCAGCCUGAAAAUCCUCAAAAUCUCAAAAAUCCAGCCUGAAAGUCCUAAAAAUCCUGAAAAUCUUAAAAAGGCUGAAAAUCCAAAUAUUCCUAAAAAGGCUGAAAAGCCUGGAAAUCGUCAAAAUCUUGAAAAUCCAAAAAAAUCAAACCUGGAAAUCCUGAAAAGCCUGAAAAUCCUAAAAAUCCCCAAAAGUUGGAAAAGCCUGAAAAUCAACCCUGGAAAUCCUAAAAAUCCUGAAAAUCCUAAAAAGCCUGAAAAUCUGAAAAAGACGGAAAAGCCUGAAAAUUCCGAAAAUUCUAAAAGUCCUGAAAAUCCUGGAAAUUGUGAAAAUAAAUCCUGACAGUCCUAAAAAUCCUGAAAAUCGUGAAAAACCUGAAAAGCCUGAAAAUCUUAAAAAGCCGGAAAAGCCUGAAAAUCCAGCCAGGAAAUCCUAAAACUCCUGAAAAUUCCUAAAACUCCUGAAAAUUCCUAAAAAUCUUAAAAAUUCCUAAAAAUCCUGGAAAUCCCGAAAAUCCUAAAAAUCCUAAAAAGUCUGGAAAUCCUAAAAAUCCUGAAAAGCCCCAAAAUCCUGAAAGUCCCGGGAGCAAAAAUCGGAAUCCGAAAAUCCCAGAAUCUCGGGAGGCGGCUCGGGAGGGGAGGAUGGCGCCGGAGCCCAUCCGGAAUUCUUUGGGAAUUUCCUGCCUGGUCCUGGCAAAAUCCAGGAUUUCCCUGGCGCAGCUGAUCGAGGCCACGACGGCGCCGCCGAAGCCGAAGCCGGCGCCGGUGACGUCGGAGACCGUGGUGAUCUGGGGGCUGCGGCUCUGGCAGGUGGUCGGGAUCUUCGCGCUCUUCGUGCUCUCCAUCAUUAUCACGCUGUGCUGCAUCUUCAAGUGCCGCAUCCCGCGCACGCGGAAGGAGAUCGAGGCGCGCUACGCCCAGCGCAAGGCGGCCAAGAACUACGCCGACAAGCUGGACACCGUGCCGCCGCUCAACGAGCUCACCGACAUUCCCGGAGGUGGCGGAAGAAAAAAAAGAGGAAGAAGUUCCCACGGUGUCCGGAAAAGUGGACAAGGCUCAGGGAAAGAAGGACGGAUCCAAAGACUCCAAGAAAAAGGACGGGGAGAAGGAGCAGAAGGAAGAAGCCAAGAAGGAAGGGAAGGACGGAGCCAAAAAAAAGGAUGGAGAAAAGGGGGGGAAAGGGGAAAAAGAGGAAAAAGGAGGGAAAGGAGACAAGGGGGAAAAGGAAAAGGGGGAAAAGGGAAAGGACACAAACGACAAGAAACAGGGGAAAAAGGGGGAAAAAGACGGCGAAGCUGGAAAAUCCGGAGGCGCCAAAACCGAUGGAAAAGGCAGCGGGAAUUCCAAAGCUCCGGCAAAGAAGAAGUGACCUGGAAGGACAGAGCUGGAAUUUUUGGGGGGAAUUUUCCAGCAAAUUGCCGCGGGAGGAGCCCUUGGAGCGGGAUGUGCCUUUCCCGAUAUUCCCGCGGGACGCUGCUGGAUGCAUAGAUUUAUUCCUGUUUGCAUCUGCCAGGAUCCGGCUCUCCAAAGGAAAAACGGGAAUUGGGGUGGACAAGAAAGGAAAAGCUCCAGCGGGAAUGGAAUAGAACCGACCCGGAAGCCGGGAGGGGAAUGAGGGGUUUGGAUAAAUGUGGGAAUGCUCGGGGAUGAGGAUCCUGACUAAAAAAAAAUGGGAUUCAUCCCAAAUUUCUGCUUCCAGAGGAGCUGGAGGAGUUGGAUAAAGAUUUCCUGGCACUCAGCAUCUCCUCAUGGGGAGUUUUAGGGAUUAUGGAAAUUCUGGGAAGAUCCCAAAGGAUGGAAUUCUCCAAAGCCUGGCUCCUGUGGAUUCUAAGAGUUUUUUGGACACACGGAAAUUUUUCCUUCCUUCUCCGGCACCUCUUUCCCUGGAUUGCACCAGGAAUUCCAUCUUUUCUAGGAGAUAUAUCUACAUUUUCCUGAUUUUUUUGCUGAGGAAAGCCAGGAAUUCUGCUCUGCUUCCAUGUGGCUGCUUCUCCCUCCCUUCCCGGGAAUUCCUGUGGGGUGGAUUUAUCGGGAGCGGCGUUUUCUGGCUGCUUCGGGAAUAUUCCAGCAAUUUCUGCCUUAAAAGUUCCAGCUGGGGGGGAUCUAAAUCCACAUUUUUGGGGGGGAUACCAUGGAAAAUCUUGGGAUAAUUCAAACUGGGGAUAUCCUGGAAUUCUCCAUAGGGAGAAUUCCCUCCAAUCCCUUGUCCGUGGGAAUGGGAUUUAGUUUUUGUUUAAUUGAUUUUAUUCCAUUUUCCUGCUGGUUUUCCAAGCCAGAUUUAUCGCUGCCAAGAUAUUUCCCAUUUUUCCCACUUUUCCUUGUCUCAGUUUUCCUUCCCUUUCUCUCCUGCCCGCCUCAUCUUGGUGGGAAACGAAAAAUGGAGGGAAUUUUCUGUUGGGAUGAGGUCGCUCAGCUCCACAAAAUCCCAAAAUUCCAGAGCUCCUGAAAAUGUGGGGAAAACUAAUAUUUGGGAAGAGAAGGAUCAGUGCUCCAGGGAAAUCUGGAAUUCCAGGGUUGGGAAUUCUGCCCCUGGACACAGAGGAGCCUUAAACUUCCAUCCUUGGAGUGGCACCACUGGAAAAAUGGGAAUACGGAUCCAAAAAUGAGAUUUCUCUGGAAUUUCCAUCCCAAUCCCAAUUUUUCAAGGCCCUGUUUAAUCAGGAAUCCCCACCAAAAAAGGGUUUUUCCAUUGGACUCAGGCUUUGCUCCCUGGGAUCUGCCGGAUCCGUGGGAAUUUUGGGAAGGGAAUUCAUGCCUUGAAAACUCCGGGAUGGGAUCCAGCUGGGAUCGGGGCAGGAAAACUCGGAUUCCCCAUCCUGCACUUGGAAUUACGCAGGAAAUUUGGGAUGUGGCUCCGUUUGGAGAGGAGCGGAUUUAUUCCCGAUCCAAAGGGUUCCAGGAGGAAAAUCCGCUCCUUUCCUUUUCCGUGGAAUUCCUUCUCCCUCAUCCAACUUCCAUCCCUAUCCCGUUAAAAAUCAUCAAAAUCCCAAAUAAAAUAUUCACUGAGAUUGGGGAAUCCUCUGAGAUCCACCUCAGUCCCUUUUUUUGGAAGGAAAAAUUCCAAAUCCUGUGGAUCAGAUCUGAAAAAUUUGUGAGAAUGCCUUAUUGACUAAAAAAAAAAAAAAGGUAUUUUCCAUUUUAAAAAACUAUCCUUUGGGAAUUAUUGGGUUUGGAAUUAGCAGGGUGGGGGUGGAAUGAGGGGAAUCCAUCCUUGGGAUCUGGGAAUCCAAUCCUGGGAUUUGGGAAUCUGUUCCUCGGAUUUGGGAAGCCCUCACUGGGGUUUGGGAAUCCGCUCCUGGGAUUUGGGAAUCCAUUUUUGGAAAAUGGGAAUCCAUCCCUGGGAUUUGGGAAUUCAUUCCUGAGAUCUGGGAAUCCAUUCCUGAGAUUUGAGAAUCCAAUCAUGGGAUUUGGGAAUCCAUCCCUGGGAUUCAGAGAUCCACCCUUGGGAUCAGGAACCCAUUCCUGGAAUUGGUGAAUCCAUUCCUGGAAUUUGUGAAUUCCUUCCCGGGAUUUGGGAAUCCAUCCCUGGGAUUGGGGAAUCCAUUCCUGGGAUUUGGGAAUCCACUCUUGGGUUUUGGGAAUCCGUUUUUGGGAUUUGGGAAUCCAUCCCUGGGAUCUGGGAAUCUGUUCCUGGAAUCAGGGAAGCAGUUCCUUGGAUUGGGGAAUCCAUCCCUGGGAUUUGAGAAUCAUUUUUGGCAUUUGGGAAUCCAUUCCUGGAGUUUCCAGGGAUCAUCCUGGCCUUAAAACUCAUCCCAAAUCCUGAAGCGGAAUGAGAAGAAAUUCCCAGCCUCCAUCAGAUGUUUUCUCUGUUCCGGUGGGAUUUGGGAAGUCAGGAAGUGAAAAAAAGAUGGAAAAUUCCAGCCAGGAGCAAUUCCAGCUUCUUUGGGAGUUGCUUUUCCACCAGCAGGUGGAGAAGUUGCCUUGGAAAAGCCACAGGCACAGGAAGGGAUUUUUAUUGGAGAAUGGGAUUUAUCAUCCCGGAUUUGGGUGGAAAUGGAAUUCCAGAGGCCAAAAGUUGCAUUUCAUUCCCAGAAAUCCAGGGAAUAAUGACAGGAUCACUCAUUUCCUUGGAUUCAGGUGAUGCUGACUCAGAGGUGACCUCAUCACUCUCACAACUCCCUGAGAGGUGCCUGUGUCAGGUGGGGUUGGGCUCUUUCUCCAGGCAGCACCGAGAGAAAGAGAGGACACAGCCUCAGGCUGUGCCAAGGGAAAUACAGGCUGGAUAUUAGGGAAAAGUUUUUUUACAGGAAGAACAAUAAAGUACUGGAAUGGUCUGGAUGAUCGGAAUGGUGGAGUCACCAUCCCUGGAUGUGUUUAAGGAAAGCCUGGAUGUGGCACUGGUGUCGUGGUUUAGUUGAGGUGUUGGGGCUGGGUUGGACUCGAUGAUCCUGGAGGCCUCUUCCAACCUGGUGAUUCCAUGAUUCUGUGAUUCCAUAAUUCCGUGAAUCCAUGAUUCCAUGAUUCUGUGAUUCCAUCAUUCUGUGAUUCCGUGAUUCCAUCAUUCCGUCAUUCUGUGAUUCCGUCAUUCUGUGAUUCCAUCAUUCUGUCAUUCUUUGAUUCCAUGAUUCCGUGAUUGUGUGAUUCUGUGAUUCCGUCAUUCCAUCAUUCUGUGUGAUUCCGUGAUUCCGUGAUUCCAUCAUUCUGUCAUUCCGUGAUUCCAUGAGUCUGUGUGAUUCUGUGUGAUUCCGUGAUUCCGUGAUUCCAAUAUUCUGUGUGAUUCUGUGAUUCCAAUAUUCUGUGUGAUUCCGUGAUUCCGUGAUUCCGUGAUUCUGUGAUUCUGUGAUUCCUUCAUUCCGUCAUUCCAUCAUUCCCUGAUUCCUCCCUCUCCUGCCCAGACCUGUCUGGGAUCCAUGGGAUCCAUCCUCAUGGAAACAUCUGGCUAUCCUUUGGCAAAGCUGGGGCGUUCCGUGGGUUGGACGUUCAGGGAAUGCUGGAAUGUCGGAACUUUAGGCAUUCCUGGGAGCCAGGUGGCUUCGGAGCGCUUCUCCUGCUUUUCCACGGAAUCAUGGAAUGGUUUCCAUCGAGUCCAGGCUUUAAACCGCUUCCCCAUGGACAAUAAAUCCCUCCAAACCUCCCUGGGCACUUCCAGUCCUUGGCCACCUUUUCCAUGAGGAAAUUCCUGCUGAUCCUGAACAUCUCCUGCUCAUUCCCUCUCCUCCUGUCCCUGCUCUCUGGGAGCAAAUCCCAAAUCCCCAUCUGCCAGGGACAUGGCCAGGAAUAAAAGGAUCAGGGAGCCUCAUCCAGGCUGGAAUUCUGCAAAACCAGGGAAACGUAAAAAAAAGAGGAGUG
Prinia subflava (tawny-flanked prinia) is the source of this 5739-nucleotide messenger RNA. It is a transcript of the gene TMIE, whose product is annotated as transmembrane inner ear. The coding region runs from base 1093 to 1938 and encodes 281 amino acids. Gene Ontology annotation, biological process: inner ear morphogenesis; sensory perception of sound. Lineage: Eukaryota; Metazoa; Chordata; Aves; Passeriformes; Cisticolidae. The transcript is spliced from 4 exons. The record is from RefSeq and is a predicted model, not a curated record.